AUGAUAGGGAAUUUCGAUCUUCAAUUUUUUGAUGAAGAUUACACUUAUUUUUUGGGUCUAUAUGAUGAAGCUCGGCAAAAGAAGUUUAUCAAAUUGGCCUAUCAUACUCGUUGGGAAUCAGUUGUUAUGGGAUUUUGUUUUCCUGGUCGGCGAGAGGCUUUUUUACAUUACAACAUUCGUCAAGAAAAGGAAAAGCUUAAAGCCGUCAUGAAGACUUUUAAAUAUCUUGAUACUCUGGUUGAAAAGGUGAAGUUGAUCGCCUUGGAAGUAUUCGAGAAGAAUGAGGCUUUGGCUUUUGUCCAAGCAUCUUUAUCCAAGGUAGAGUUCGCUCUAGCAGAAGAGGAACAAUCCUAA
Vicia faba (fava bean) is the source of this 354-nucleotide messenger RNA. The record is from the annotation of a GenBank genome assembly. NCBI's taxonomy places the organism in Eukaryota, Viridiplantae, Streptophyta, Magnoliopsida, Fabales, Fabaceae.